Rotaria sp. Silwood1 is the source of this 405-nucleotide messenger RNA. Lineage: Eukaryota; Metazoa; Rotifera; Eurotatoria; Philodinida; Philodinidae. The record is from the annotation of a GenBank genome assembly.
AUGCAACGAUAUUUUCGUUUACUUUUACUAUUGAAUAUAUUGGUUAUCAUCAUUGGAUUUCCAUUAACUCACAAAAAAUUAGCAGCUACUCAUAUUAAGCUUCAGGCUGCGGUCGCAGCAUCCAAUCGAUGUACUUCAAGCAAACAAUGUGCAAUAGAAGAAACUGGAGCUGAUCCGUGUGGUGGUCCAAGGGGUUAUACUAUAUAUUCAACAGUUGAUCCUAAAAGUGUGCGUGAGAUCAAGCGAUUAGCCAGUGAAACAAGAUCUAUUCCUGCAGCCCUCAACAAAGAAGAUCGCAAAAAAAAUCCAUACUCAGCGUGUGUUAGGUUAAUAAAACCAGAAGCCGAUUGCAAAGAUAAAAAAUGUAUUGAAGUAGCUCCAAAACAAUUUCGUGGUUCACAUUAA